AUGUCUAAAAUAGCCCAUGUAUCAUCUCAAAAGCAAUUUUCCGAGCUCCUCGCAUCCUCCCCCAUAGUUGUUGCAGACUUCUACGCUACCUGGUGUGGGCCAUGUAAAGUUAUCGCGCCGGUGUUCGAACAGCUGGCUACAAAGUUUGGGCGCCCGAACCAGGUAUCAUUUAUUAAGAUCGAUGUGGACGCGAAUGCGGAAGUGGCUGCCGCUUGUGGAAUCACUGCUAUGCCCACAUUCCUAAUCUUCAAAAAUGGCAACGUCGCCCAUUCAAUCCGCGGCGCAAACGCGCAACUCCUCACAGCCAAAAUCCAAGAGAUCGCCUCGAGUGGAUCGAACGACAGCGGAGCGGAUGGCGCAGAGGGCGAGUCCAGCAGUAUUGGCGCACACUGGCUUGGAGGAAACGUUCCAAGGGGAUACUCAGAACUGUCUAACGAGAUUGAAAUUAAGGGCAUAGAUCUUCUCAAUUGUGACAACGAGAUCGGAUCUGGGAGAUCAUUAUUUGCACCAGAACAGCCUUCAGGUCUUUCUGCUUCUGCUGAGAGUGGUGGGAAUGGGAAAGCUAAGGAUGCAGCUACACGAGACUGGGUAGAGAGCGACACGGACGAACAGCUAAUGUUAUAUGUCCCGUUUCAAUCGUCUGUAAAGAUUCAUUCGCUACAGAUCACCUCCCUCCCGCCUAGUGGGGGUGAUGGUGAUGAAGUACCAAUGCGGCCCAAGACGCUAAAAUUAUAUACCAAUCGCACUCAUAUCAUUGGAUUUGAAGAGGCGGAUGAAGAGACUCCAACGCAAGAGAUAGAGUUGGCGCCGCGGGAUUGGGAAGCGAAAACGGGAACUGCGACCGUUGAACUGCGAUUUGUCAAGUUCCAGCGCAUCACGUCGCUUGUUGUAUACUUUGUAGAUGGGGAUGGGGAUGGAGAGAGGAUCCGUGUGGACAGGGUGAGGGUGUUUGGUGAAGCUGGUGAGAAGAGGGAAAUGGGCAAGCUGGAGAAGAUUGGUGAUGAACUGGGAGAAUAG
Messenger RNA from Paracoccidioides brasiliensis Pb18, 1017 nucleotides. Its product is annotated as thioredoxin. The transcript is spliced from 3 exons. The record is from RefSeq and is a predicted model, not a curated record. Bases 1 to 1017 code for a protein of 338 amino acids.